Anoplopoma fimbria (sablefish) is the source of this 2078-nucleotide messenger RNA. RefSeq names its product UDP-glucuronosyltransferase 2B20-like. Lineage: Eukaryota; Metazoa; Chordata; Actinopteri; Perciformes; Anoplopomatidae. The transcript is spliced from 2 exons. Bases 120 to 1730 code for a protein of 536 amino acids. The record is from RefSeq and is a predicted model, not a curated record. Gene Ontology annotation, molecular function: UDP-glycosyltransferase activity.
UGAUUUAGUCAGGGAUACCUAGAGUUAUACAUUCACUUGCAUUUUGACCAGCAGGACAGCAGGACAGUUUGGACACAGGAUUCUUUUUGGUCCGAGGGAGAAGUCACAGAGGCCUGGUGAUGGGGUCAUAUCCAGCCCUGGCAUUCCUCCUGCUUUUUUCAGCUACUCUGUCCUCCAGUUGCCAUGGUGGGAAAGUGUUGGUUUACCCUGUUGAUGGGAGCCACUGGCUUAACAUGAAAAUCCUGGUAGAGGCACUUAAUUCUCAGGGCCAUGAAAUCACGGUACUACGUUCCUCCACCAGCUGGUACAUUUCCGAAUCUUCACCCCAUUACACCUCCAUCACCAUCACCCAGGAACAGAGCCAAAACAUGGAGAGCCAAGACUUCAUGACGUCGUUCUUGAAGAGGUCAAUAGAGAUCCGCCGGAACAAAGGCACGCUAUGGGCAUUUGUGGAAUUUUAUAGGAACCUUUUCGACAUGAUGGGGGAGAACCAGAAAGGUGUGGCAAAACUGGUCGUCAGCAUCUUUGAGAAUAAGACACUAAUUAAGGAGCUGAAUGAAACUGCAUAUGAUCUUUUUCUGACUGACCCGGCGUUUCCUGGUGGAGUGCUGUUGGCACACUCUCUCCAGCUUCCCUUGGUUUUCAAUGUGCGCUGGCUUUUCAAUGGCGAGGCCCACUUCGCCAUCGCUCCUUCUCCUAUGUCCUACGUCCCCCAAUUGUUUACUGACAACUCUGACAAGAUGGACUUUUCCCAAAGAAUCAAUAAUAUAAUUCGUCAUAGUAUAUUGGUUUACAUGUACUACUUUGUCUCAAAUCCGCCUUACCAGGCUGUGUGUGAUCAUUAUUUUGGACCUGAUGUCAGCGUCAUGUCUCUCAUACAGGGAGCUGAUCUCUGGCUAAUGCGGGUUGACUUUAUAUUCGAGUUUCCUCGUCCCACCAUGCCUAAUGUCGUCUACAUUGGAGGUUUCCAGGGAAAGCCCUCCAAGCCUCUUUCAUCAGAUUUAGAGGAAUUUGUGCAGAGUUCUGGUGAACAUGGGGUGAUUGUCAUGACUCUGGGGACCCUGCUGGGCGACCUAGGCCCUGAGAUAUCGGAGAUAUUUGCCUCAGCAUUUGCCAACCUCCCUCAGAAGGUCGUGUGGAGACACAUCGGGAAAAGACCCAUCACUCUGGGAAACAACACCAUGUUGGUUAAAUGGCUGCCUCAAAACGAUAUACUAGGUCACCAUAAAACCAAGGUUUUUGUCACGCAUGGGGGUACUAAUGGAAUUUACGAGGCCAUCUACCACGGUGUCCCAGUUUUGGGCAUUCCUCUCAUCUUUGACCAGUAUGACAACAUGGUGCGUCUGAAGUCCCGGGGAGUGGCUGAUAUUGUUGAAGUGACAACCUUGGAUGUCGAGUCUCUGACAAGUGCCUUAAAGAAUAUUCUAGACCCAGAGAAGCCAUACAGACAGAAUAUGCUCAAACUGUCACAGCUUCAUAAGGACACACCAAUGAAACCCCUGGACAGUGCCAUUUUCUGGAUGGAGUUCGUCAUGAGGCACAAGGGUGCAGCGCAUCUGCGCACUGACUCAUACAAGUUGCCGUGGUAUGCUUAUCACUGUCUAGACGUGAUGGCACUCUUUGUAGCGUUCGGAGUGCUGAUCAUGACAUUAGUUUGGGUUUCCUGUAGAUGUCUCAUUGGACUUUUUAUAAGGACCAAGAAGACCACAUCCAAGUCCAAGAGUGAAUAGAUAAUGAAGCAAGCUGGAGACGGUUGAUUAUAGUGAGAUAAAAAAAAGAUGUGUAAUUUACAGUUGUAUAGAAUCUGUGGAAUAACAACCGGAAGCAAUAUACAGGACUUAAAUGAAUAAAUGAAGGCCUGGGUCCAUAUAGUGUCUUUAUGGCAAAAUAAAAACAUACAAAUCAUUUUGUGAUAUUUGCAUAUUUCCCAUAAUGUGUAGUGAUUUAAGUGCGUCAUGAAUUAGUUUCAAAUCCUAUGUUGUUUUUUCCCCAUUUCUGGUCACUAAUUAUCAUUAGUUUGUAUGUUGCAAUUCCUGUGAAAAGUCACAAAAAUAAAAUGUAACGGACUGGUGACAAUA